AUACACAUUACACUCUCUAGUCUUUCUCUCUCUCUUACUCACUCAGAUUCUCUCUCUAAAUUGUCUCCUUCUUUGGCGUGGAAUUAGGCUUUCAUUACUGUCUCUCUUCUACACUUCCAUCAAUCACUCUUGUACUAACAAUCACUAAACACUACUCAUUUUCUCCUCUCUUUUAUUUUUCUCCUAUUAUUUAUUUCUACCCUCAACACCAACACCAUCAAUUUCCCCUGUUUUCUCCAUUUUCUCUCCCAAAUAUUGCAAAAUGAGCAGCAGAAGAUCUUCACUCAUUGAUCAUUACGAUCAUCCUUCCUUCUCUUCUUCACUUCUCGAACAAAUUUAUCGCUCUUUCGAUCAAGAUCAACCAGAUCAUUCCAUCAACGACAACAAUAAUUACAAGAAAUUCAGAAUGAAUCAUCAUCAUCAAAGCUGUAAUUACAUGGAGAGAGAAAAAAAUCGUGAUGAUUUUCGAGUUAAUCGGUUUGUUUUGGAUCAGUGGAUGCAGAAUAAUAAUGACAAGAGUAAUUCAAUUUCGUCGUCGUCGAUUAAUUCCGUCGCUAAAUUUAAUUCGUCGUCUUCAACGAGUUCGUCGGAUUCUAGCUCUGGAAUCGGCGGAUUUUCUUCCUCUGAUACUGAAUCUGUUUACAAUUCGUCGAAAUCGAAGAUGAAACCUAAGAUUAUGACGUUGAAGCCGAUAAAAACGAACGUAAAUCCGCCGGAAUUUCACCGGAAAUGUUACUCCGAUGAGAUUCCGGCGAAGAAAAAGGAAGGAAACCUUCAAAAAAGAGCGUUGAAGUUGUACGGUGAUUUGAAAAAGGUUAAACAACCGAUUUCUCCUGGAGGAAAACUCGCGAGUUUUCUCAACUCGUUGUUUAACUCUAACGCAUCAAAAAAACCGAAAAUAUCAACAUCAACCUCAUCUAACGGCUUAAAAUACUCCACAUCGACUCCAUCAACGGCUUGUUCGUACUCUAGGUCUUGCCUAAGCAAAACUCCGUCGUCCGCCGGAAGAUUCGAGAGGCGGUCAGUUAGAUUUUGUCCUGUAAACACAGUGAUCGCCGUCGCUAAUUACGACGACGACGAUAAUAAAGUAAGAGAAAGAUGGAGAGACAACAAUACUACUACUACUACAUCUUCUUCAAGAGGUCAUGAUCAUGAAGAGUUAAAAGUUCAAAUAAUGGAGAAGCAUAGGAGAGUAGAAGAAGUUGCUAAGGAAUUGUUGAAGAAUUAUCAUAAUGGACGAAAAUCAUAUCAAAAUGACGUUAGUAGUAAUAAUAAAAAUACUAUUCGACGUUUUAAACAACAAGAUGUUGAUGAUGAGGAUGAAGAUGAAGAUGAUGAUGCUAGUUGUUGUAGUUCGGAUCUUUUCGAGCUUGAAAUCGGAGUUGAUCGGAGGUACCGUGAAGAGUUGCCGGUGUAUGAAACUACUCAUGUUCAUACUAAUAGAGCUAUUGCUAAGGGAUUUAUUUUGUAAUAUGGGGGAUUAAUUUUUAUAAGAUAGUCAUUAGUUAAAUAUAUAAUUAUAUAUAUAUGAAUAUUAUGUUGUUGCUAUAUAUAUCUUGAUUUUAAUUGGGUGA
Beta vulgaris subsp. vulgaris (sugar beet) is the source of this 1574-nucleotide messenger RNA. RefSeq names its product protein BIG GRAIN 1-like A. The coding region runs from base 263 to 1471 and encodes 402 amino acids. NCBI's taxonomy places the organism in Eukaryota, Viridiplantae, Streptophyta, Magnoliopsida, Caryophyllales, Amaranthaceae. The transcript has a single exon. The record is from RefSeq and is a predicted model, not a curated record. Gene Ontology annotation, biological process: auxin-activated signaling pathway.